AAUCGAUGAAUGCAUUCUCGAUACCGACCGUUGUUCCUUCCUGGUGUGAGCAUUCGUAGGAAGUUUUUAUAGAAGUUACCAUUGGUUCCGCUUAAAGAUUUAUCCAACAUGCUGCCGGAACUACAGGAAGCCAUCCAGUUAGCACAGAAGAAUCUUUCCCGUGGAUAUGUGUCCUCAAAGCGGAGCGACAUCAACUGGCUUAAUACUGUUUGUGGAGAUUUCCACAAAUUGUUGCGAGUUCUGCAUAAGUUUAUGGUUUUUGAACAAUAUGAUAACGCAGGCAGCAUGGAGAUGCUAUAUUUGUGCCUAUCGCAAAUCGUUGUCUGCAUUCGGUACCUGGAGCGAACAUUCGUCAUAGAACAGGACCAGGACCGGACGCUUAUGUCCACCCGCCAAUGCUUCCUGGACCGUAUCGUGUGGUGCAUAACACGGAUCAAAACGUUAACCGAACAAAUCGAUUCUGAAGAAUGUACAACUGAGUCCAAUUUUGUAAACUUUCUCGAUUUGGCGCUCAGUUUGAUAAGCCCAAUGACGCUGAUGGGCAACUCUGCAGCAGCUUACGCGAACGACGAAGAUAAUGCUGAAGCUCUGGUUAGGAUUCGGUCCGUUGUCGAAGCGCUCAUAACACAGGUAUUCGCCUUUGGCAAUGUACUGUGCGAGCAAGACAAGGAACGAUUAACUCAGGCAUGCCAGCGAGUUUUGAGAGAGUGCAUAGCUCUGGAACGAGAUCCAGCGCUGGACCUUGAGAAGCUCACCAGUGAUCAGGACCGAUGUUUGAAAGCUGGACUGCUCGAAGGGGCAAUCUAUCAGCUGGAAAUCCAGGCCAACGAUUGCUUUCUGAGGUUGGUCUACGAAACAUUCUCCGAGCUGGAUAGGAAUUUAGUUGGCCAGAUGCGAAAACUAGUAACCGAUGAUGCGAAGGAUGAAAAAAUGGAUGCCCUUGCGGACCGAUUCGACAACAUGGUAGAUCGCAUCAUGCAAAUUGGACUGUUCACAUUAUCGUACGCUGAUGAUGCGAAAGUCGCUUCGGUAAUCCGCAGCUGUUUGGCCUCGAUUGAGGCACUGGAUUCCUACCUGAUCCCUUCGAUCUACGUGCCCUGUGUACAUCACACUAAACUGCUGGAAGAGCAUUGGCACGAGGAAUCGAGCCAGCUCCGCUCACACGUUCAACGGAUCAUCGACAGCAAUGCCUUCGCUUUGGUUCUGAUUGACCUGUUGGACGGUGGAAUCGAUAAACUUGUAGUCAAUUACGAAUCACACUGUGCAGAAGGUUUACUUCACAAAGCCGAAGUAUUCCGACAGCACCUGGAACUCAACCGAAAAGAUCUGGAUUUGUUGCGUGAACCCUUGAGCCUGUUUUACGAGGAUUUCAAAAUGAUGCUUCUCGAGUGUCGUGCCAUCGUUAAAUAUGCUCGCGAAGAUCCGUCGAUAGCGAAAGAUCGUGUAGUAAAGCGCUUUCGAAUUUUGCUGCAAAAGUUACGAAAAAUUCAGCAAACCAUUAGCUCGGGAAAGGGCAAAGAAGUUCUCAAAGAUGAAAAGAUUGAUGUGAGACCCUUGGAAUCGAUGGCUAAAACGGACGAGGAGAAGGAAGUGGAUCAGAGUGUGAAGGAGUUUUUCUCUCUAACCGAAGCCCGCUUUUCGGCGAAAAAUAUUCUCUACCGUAGUCGAAGAGGAGAACCUCCAUCAGCUAGGCGAAAUUCUACGGCCUCGUUACUGCAGCUUCAAAGUUUUUCAGAUGUCCCUUCUCUGCUACGAAAGCAAGUGGAAACAACCCCUGGAAAGGGCGCCCCUAAAGUGGUUUCACCAGAUUCAAACUCAUCAUCGAAAAAUCGAUUGAUGAAACGGGAUAGUCUUCGUAAGGCAAUGUUCAAACGCAAGCAGUGCCUAGAGACGGCUGAUUUUUUCGAGAGUUUCAAAAGCGAUGUGGAUCUACAAAUAACAGAAAUUUUGGAUCAGCUAACAGAUCUGUCGUCAACGUUUGCAAUCGAUCAGAAAACAAUUGUUCAAAAUUGUACAAAGCAGGACCUGGAGCAUCUGGAAAAAUUGGAACAAGUAGAAGAACAGACUCAACAAUCAGACAGGAAGUCUAUCACCAAGGAGGAGAUAGAGAUUACUGAUGACAAUAAAAUUUGUAUUAAUAUUACGACUGAUAUUUAAGAUA
Molecule: messenger RNA, 2161 nt
Organism: Uranotaenia lowii
Lineage: Eukaryota; Metazoa; Arthropoda; Insecta; Diptera; Culicidae
Product: serendipity locus protein alpha-like
Exons: 5
Coding region: 109-2157 (682 amino acids)
Biological process (GO): cell-cell adhesion; cellularization; cell migration
Cellular component (GO): cytoplasm; adherens junction; catenin complex
Molecular function (GO): beta-catenin binding; actin filament binding
Source: RefSeq, a predicted model, not a curated record